Centropristis striata (black sea bass) is the source of this 1605-nucleotide messenger RNA. RefSeq lists its product as uncharacterized. The coding region runs from base 29 to 1069 and encodes 346 amino acids. The transcript is spliced from 2 exons. The record is from RefSeq and is a predicted model, not a curated record. Lineage: Eukaryota; Metazoa; Chordata; Actinopteri; Perciformes; Serranidae.
CCUGACGGAGCCAGACUAACACAGGACGAUGAAGAUGUCCGGAGGAGUGACGAGGGCCUGUGUUGCUCUGUUCUUUGUCCUGACUUCUGUCUCCGCUGUACAGAAAUCACUGAAAUCAAUCAAUGAUUUGAAGAAAAUCAACUUUGACACAUCUGUGUCCAAGCACAGUCUUGUGCUGCUCUACUGGUUUGCCAAUACAGUUGACAUGAACAACAACAAUAUCAUAAGGCUGACCUUUGACCCGAACAGAGAUUACGGCUCACAUCAUUAUGGCAACUUUGAGGGUCUGUUGGAGCCUCUGCCUCGGGGAAAUUCAUACCGGUACUUCACUGUUGGCAACCUUCAAGAAAGAGAUACUCAAAACAGGAUGCUACUUCCAUCUUAUGUUGCCCAUCCCCCAAGGGCGGAGUUUGCGGGAAGAAACAUGGACAGGAUCAUAUUCCGCACCAGGGAGCAGAACACGGUAGACCAAGUGUACAUCACGCAGCAUUAUGACACUUCUGAACAGCAGGGAACACGUUAUGAUCCAGACCACACCUACCAGAUAACUACCUACCUCCUGAGACAGAUCAGAGAGUUUUCUGUUGGAGGAAACCAACAAUCACUGUUGCAGCUCAGGAACCGCUAUGGAAGCAACGCUGAUAAUUCCCAGCUCAGAAACAUGUGGGGAGAGCUUACAAGCCUUGGACUGCUGUUGUUUAUUGUGAUCCAAGAAAAGUACUCCUCUACCCAAGACAACAACAGACGGGGAAAUAGACAAAAUCAUUUGGAUGAUGAUCCUCCAAAGAGGGAGAGAAAGAGAGAGAGCAAUGUUCCUCGACCUUUUAAAGAUCAUGUUGCCGUGAACAUCGACGACUGGGAGGAUUACAGAAACAACAGGAUCAACAAUGUGAAGGACCACAGACCCUACAGGAUCAACAAUGUGGAGGACCACAGAGCCUACAGGAUGACGGAGAAUAGGGAAUCAGGCAUGUCGCGCUGUUGUAUUUGCUGUAUUUGCUUUACCUGUUGUAUUGUUUUGGGUAUCGCUUUGGGUGUUUAUUUCUCUCUUUUCUACAAAAGAGGAUAAGAUGAGACUUUAAAAACUUUAUUUGCUGUGCAGCAGUUGCAUUCUAAAGUAGGACGAGUGAAAAUAUAGAGUGCAAAUAUAAAUAAGAUGAAAAUAAGGAGAAAAAAAUUGAAAAAAAUAUAAUGAUGGAUCAGAUUUUACAGGGAAUUUUGAUCACAUUUGUACAAAAAAAAGGUCAUAGUUUCAUUGCUGUACUUGCUUACUGUAUUAUGUAAAGAGUCACUUUUUAGAACACGUUUUUACUGUAAUUAUCAGGUCUUUGGGUUUUUAUUGCUUAGACUUUGUGUGUAUCCUUAUUUCCUUAAUGUAUAAAUCUGUACUUUUUUUUCUUUACUCAGCUGCUUCAUUUUUUGCCAUUUCUUUGGUAGUUUGUCAGAGAUAAAGUUGAGAUUUAUUGUGAUUUUUGUAUCCAAACUCUCAAGUCAAAGAGCUAGAGUGAAUAAUGCAAGCUGUGACUUAAAAAAAAAAAAUUUUGCACUGAAGUUGUGAAUCUUCCAAACCUUCUCAACCCUAAAACUAAGCACUUCUUUUCUUUU